Sceloporus undulatus (fence lizard) is the source of this 1799-nucleotide messenger RNA. RefSeq names its product isocitrate dehydrogenase (NADP(+)) 2 (gene IDH2). Gene Ontology annotation, cellular component: mitochondrion. Lineage: Eukaryota; Metazoa; Chordata; Lepidosauria; Squamata; Phrynosomatidae. Gene Ontology annotation, biological process: isocitrate metabolic process. Bases 107 to 1459 code for a protein of 450 amino acids. Gene Ontology annotation, molecular function: isocitrate dehydrogenase (NADP+) activity; magnesium ion binding; NAD binding. The transcript has 11 exons. The record is from RefSeq and is a predicted model, not a curated record.
CGGCGGCGCCGCCUCCCUCUCCCUGCCGCCUUGCCCUCCGUCGGCUGCCGCCGCUGCCGCCGCUGCUGCUGCUGCUUUCCCGGCUGCUCCUCGUCGGUCGUCGGCCAUGGCCCUCCGCUACCUCGGCUCCCCCGGGGCCCUGGGCCGCCUCCCCGCCGCCUUCGCCGCCUCCUCCUCCUCCUCCUCCUCGGGGCUCUCUCCUCCGCGGAGACACUAUGCCGACCGCAGGAUCAAGGUGGCCAACCCGGUGGUGGAGAUGGAUGGCGACGAGAUGACCCGCAUCAUCUGGGCCUUCAUCAAGGAGAAGCUCAUUCUGCCCAACGCAGAUGUCCAGCUGAAGUACUUUGACUUGGGGCUGCCCCACCGGGACCAGACAGAUGACCAGGUCACCAUUGACUCAGCCCUGGCCACCCAGAAGUACAGUGUGGCCGUCAAGUGUGCCACCAUCACCCCGGAUGAGGCCAGAGUGGAAGAAUUCCAGCUAAAGAAGAUGUGGAAGAGCCCCAAUGGCACCAUCAGGAACAUCCUGGGCGGGACAGUCUUCCGAGAGCCGAUCAUCUGCAAGAACAUUCCUCGCUUGGUCCCUGGGUGGACAAAACCCAUCACCAUUGGCAGGCAUGCCCACGGAGAUCAGUACAAAGCUACCGAUUUCGUUGUGGACAAGUCUGGGACGUUCAAGAUGGUUUUCACUCCCAAGGAUGGCAGCGGAGUCAAGGAGUGGGAAGUCUACAACUUUCCCAGCGGAGGGGUCGGCAUGGGCAUGUACAACACAGACGAGUCCAUCUCAGGCUUUGCCCAUAGCUGCUUCCAGUAUGCCAUCCAGAAGAAGUGGCCCCUCUACAUGAGCACCAAAAACACCAUCCUCAAGGCCUACGAUGGGCGCUUCAAGGAUAUCUUUCAGGAGAUCUUUGAAAAGCAUUACAAGACUGAUUUUGACAAACUCAAGAUUUGGUACGAGCAUCGCCUCAUUGAUGACAUGGUGGCACAGGUGUUGAAAUCGGCAGGAGGCUUUGUCUGGGCCUGCAAGAACUACGAUGGAGAUGUCCAGUCCGAUAUCCUGGCCCAAGGGUUUGGUUCAUUGGGCCUCAUGACAUCCGUCCUUGUCUGCCCGGAUGGGAAGACCAUUGAAGCCGAGGCUGCCCACGGCACCGUCACUCGCCACUACCGGGAGCACCAGAAGGGCCGGCCGACCAGCACCAACCCCAUUGCCAGCAUCUUUGCCUGGACACGAGGCCUGGAGCACCGAGGCAAACUGGACAGCAACCAAGAACUCAUCAAGUUUGCUCAAACCCUGGAGAAGGUCUGUGUGGAGACAGUAGAAAGUGGGACGAUGACAAAGGACCUGGCCGGCUGCAUCCACGGACUGAGCAACGUGAAACUGAAUGAGCACUUUGUGAACACAACUGACUUCCUGGAUGCCAUCAAGAACAAUCUGGACAAAGCACUGGGCAAGCAGUAAGGUUGGGGAGGCCUCAGGUGGGCUAGCCUGGGGAGGCACCGCACAAAGGCAGCUUACUUCAUUCAGACAGAACAAGUGCUGGCUGGUCACACCUUGAGCCAGGAAAAUGACUUUUUGCAAGCUGUUUUUCUAAUGGUUGUCUUUUUUUAAAACCCUUUUCGCUGGCGCAUGGCGGCCCAAGACACGGUACACCUGCUGCUGCUAAGGCUGGGUGGGGAGAAGCCCAGGACUAGGUGGCAGUGGUGCCAUGCUGGGCAGCAGAAGUGGUUUUGUGCUGUAAUUUGUGUACUGUGGUUUGGGCCUUAUGGUGCCAAAUAUGACAAUUAAAAUGUAGCUUCCA